Onychostruthus taczanowskii (white-rumped snowfinch) is the source of this 3377-nucleotide messenger RNA. RefSeq names its product ubiquitin specific peptidase 30 (gene USP30). Gene Ontology annotation, cellular component: cytosol; nucleus. The transcript has 13 exons. The record is from RefSeq and is a predicted model, not a curated record. Gene Ontology annotation, molecular function: cysteine-type endopeptidase activity; cysteine-type deubiquitinase activity. Gene Ontology annotation, biological process: protein deubiquitination. Bases 46 to 1533 code for a protein of 495 amino acids. Lineage: Eukaryota; Metazoa; Chordata; Aves; Passeriformes; Passeridae.
UCCCCCCGGCUCCGCCCGGCCGCGCGCCCGCGUUCCGGCGCGGCCAUGCUGGCGGACGGGCCGGUGCGGCGGCUGCUGCGGGCGGGGGGGGGGGCCAGGCACCGAGCCAUGCGGAGCUGGGGCGUGCUGGGGGGCGCGGCGGCGGCGCUGGCGGCCGGGAUUUACGUCCUGUGGGGCCCCAUCACCGGCAGGAAACGGCGGCGGAGAGGGCUCGUGCCAGGCCUGCUGAACCUGGGCAACACGUGUUUCAUGAACUCCCUGCUGCAGGGCUUGUCCUCGUGCCCCUCGUUCAUCCGGUGGCUGGAGGAGUUCACAGCCCAGUACAGCACGGGGCAGGAGCAGCCCCAGCAGCUCUCAGUGACUCUGCUGCAGCUCCUCAGAGCUCUGUCCUGCCAGGAGGUGCCCGAGGACGACGUGCUGGAUGCCAGCUGCCUGCUGGAGGUGCUGAGGAUGAACAGGUGGCAGAUCUCCUCCUUUGAGGAGCAGGAUGCCCACGAGCUGUUCCAUGUCCUGACCUCUUCCCUGGAGGACGAGCGGGAUCGGCAGCCCCGUGUCACCCAUCUGUUUGAUGUGCAUUCCCUGGAGCAACCAGAAAUAAUCCAAAAGCAAAUAAGCUGCAGAACAAGAGGAUCUCUUCCCCCUGUGUCCAACCACUGGAAAUCUCAGCACCCUUUCCAUGGAAGGCUGACCAGCAACAUGGUCUGCAAACACUGUGAGCACCAGAGCCCCGUGAGGUUCGACACCUUCGACAGCCUCUCCCUGAGCAUUCCAGCAGCUGUGUGGGGUCGUCCCAUGACACUGGACCAUUGCCUCCAUCACUUCAUCUCCUCAGAGUCUGUCAAGGAUGUUGUGUGUGACAACUGCACCAAAAUCCAGGCAGCAGGAAUUCUGAAUGGACAGAGCAUAGAAAACCAGAGAACAACAUUUGUUAAGCAAUUAAAGUUAGGAAAGCUGCCCCAGUGUUUGUGCAUCCACCUGCAAAGGCUGAGCUGGUCAAACCAAGGCACUCCCCUGAAGAGACACGAACACGUGCAGUUCAACGAGUUCCUGGUCAUGGACAUCUACAAAUACCGGGUUCCUGGUCCCAAAUCCUGCCAGGAGCAGCUCAGCCAGAAAAACUCUGAGGAGACAACCCCUGGAAUAAAGGAUGGGAGAGCAGGGAAGCCUUCAGAUGCAGAACAACCAGCUGGUACCAAACCUCUCUUCAUGAAUGGUGCCUCCUCUUCCUCCUCCUCCUCUCCCUCAUUUUUAAUGUCCCCAGGAACUUUCCCACUUGCUGCAUUCCCUGAGUGCAGGGCCCCGCUGUACCUGUACCGCCUGAUGGCCGUGGUGGUGCACCACGGGGACAUGCACUCGGGACACUUCGUCACCUUCCGGCGCGCGCCGGGCGCCCGCGGCAGCCAGUGGCUCUGGAUCUCGGACGAGUCCGUGCGCAGGGCCAGCCUGCACGAGGUGCUGGCUGCCAGCGCCUACCUGCUGUUCUACGAGCGCGUGCACGGCCGGGCCCAGCCCCAGAGCCCGGCCCAGAGCUGAGCCGGCGGUGCUGGGAUGGUCCCAGCCCUCGGGGUCAUCCCAGCCCUCGGGGUCAUCCCAGUCCUUGGGGUCAUCCCAGCCCCUGGGACCAUCCCAGUCCUUGGGGUCAUCCCAGCCCCUGGAACCAUCCCAGCCCUUGGGGUCAUCCUCAUCCCAGCCCUUGAGACCGUCCCAGCCCUCAAGAUGGUCUCAGCCCCUGGGAUGGUCCCAGCCCUUGGGGUCAUCCUCAUCCCAGCCCUUGGGACUGUCCCAGCCCCUGGGAUGGCCCCAGCCCUCGGGAUGGCCCCAGCCCUUGGGAUGGUUCCCUCCCCUGGAAUGGUUCCUUCUCCCAGGAUGGCCCCAGCCCCUGGGAUGGCCCCAGCCCUCGGGAUGGUCUCAGCCCCUGGGAUGGUUCCCUCUCCUGGAAUGGUUCCCUCUCCCGGGAUGGUCCCAACCCCUGAGAUGAUCCCAGCCCCUGGGAUGGUUCCAGCCCUUGGGAUGGUCCCAGCCCCUGGGAUGGUUCCCUCUCCCGGGAUGAUCCCAGCCCCUGGGAUGGUCCCAGCCCCUGGGAUGGUUCCAGCCCUUGGGAUGGUUCCAGCCCCUGGGAUGGCCUCAGCCCUCGAUGGAGCCUCUCCAUUAUGCAAACCUCCCCCUCUCCAGGCUCCCUUCCCUGUGGGAGCAGCUGGGAGUUGUGGUUUGUGCCCAAAUCCUGCUGUUCUGGCACCGUGCAGCCCCGGGUGUGUGUUGAGAAGUGUUUUUCUGCCUGUCCCAAGGCUCUGUUCCAUGUCCUGACACAGCACUUUUCCCAGGGAGAUGCUUUAUCCCACACAUUUCACUUCCCAAGGGGGAGCCCUGGAAAGGGUUAUGUCACACUGCUGUUGAAGAGCCCUUCCCCAUCCCAAUCCCUCCCCUGGCACCUCUCCAUGAUCCACCAGCCCCUCCAGGUUCCCUUCCCUGUGGCAAUGGCUGGGAAUUGUGUUUUGUACCAAAAUUCCCAGAGCUGUUCCAGCCCCAAGCGUGUGUUGAGCAGCCUUUGUCUGUCAGGCAGGGAUUUUAUCCCAAGGCUCUAUUCCCAGUGUUUCCCAGUGGGGAGCCCUGGGAGGGGGUGAUGGGAAGCUGCUGUUGGCAAUGAUUUAAGACACAAAGUGCCUUGAGCUUCCCUGAACAGCUGCACUGCCACUGGCCCAGCCCUCUGCAUGCCCACUGUGUCCUGGGAAUGCCUCACACCCACGGGAUGAACCCAUGGAAUCCCAUUUCUCCUGACCCAUCAAGUCAAGGCAUCUCCACAAACUGCCCCCAUCCAAAAGAUUUCCCUGUUCACACAAUUUUCCUCCUACUUUACUUCUUUAUAUUAUAAAAUCCUUCUCCUGAUUUAAAUUGCUUUAUCCAGGAGAUAAUUUUGUAUCUAUUAAGAGCUGAAACCUUAAUUUAUUGCUCCAUACCUUUGGAAUCUAGCUGGAAUUAGCACAUGGAAGUGUUUGCUAGUGCUCAGUGUUGUCAUUUCCUUCAGCACUGUUGGAUCCAGUUGUUUUGUAGCAUCAACUACAACUUUUAAUGCUGUGAUUUUCAAGCUGCUGUAACUGUUCUAGACUUGCCCUUCCCAUUUUAUUGCUGGAAUCUGCUAUUCCCAGCACUGGGAUCCACGCUCCUGGCUUGCAGGUGAGCUGUAGAGCAGCCCCCGGCCUUGUUAAAUGGAAAAUAAAUAAGAGGGCCAGGACUGGUGGGCACUUACUGGUCUCAUGAAGAAAUCUGGGAAUCCUGCAUCAGCUCCAGGCUGCCCUGUAAAUAGAAAUAAGGGGAAUUCUGCUGCUCUGGAUUGGUUGAUGUGCAAAAAAAAAAAAAAAAAAAAAAAAAAAAAUUUAAAA